AUGGACAGCGUCAUGUUCAAAACAGAAGAAGGAGAAGAGGAAGCGAGGAGGGGGGGGGGGUGUCUCUGUAAGGGGGGGUGGGGUGGGGGUUCGGAGCUCUACCAUCCAGCGCCUCAUCAGAGCGCCUCAUCAGAGCGCGUCAUCAGAGCGCCUCAUCAGAGCGCCUCAUCAGAGCGCGUCAUCAGAGCGCCUCAUCAGAGCGCGUCAUCAGAGCGUCUCAUCAGAGCGCCUCAUCCUAGCGCCUCAUCAGAGCGCCUCAUCAGAGCGCCUCAUCAGAGCGCCUCAUCAGAGCGCGUCAUCAGAGCAGCGCCUCAUCAGAGCACCUCAUCAGAGCGUCUCAUCAGAGCGCCUCAUCAGAGCGUCUCAUCAGAGCGUCUCAUCAGAGCGUCUCAUCAGAGCGCCUUAUCAUCUCAUCAGAGCGUCUCAUCAGAGCGUCUCAUCAGAGCGCCUCAUCAUCUCAUCAGAGCGUCUCAUCAGAGCGCCUCAUCAGAGCGCCUCAUCAGAGCGUCUCAUCAGAGCGCCUCAUCAGAGCGUCUCAUCAGAGCGCCUCAUCAUCUCAUCAGAGCGUCUCAUCAGAGCGCGUCAUCAGAGCGUCUCAUCAGAGCGUCUCAUCAGAGCGUCUCAUCAGAGCGCGACAUCAGAGCGCCUCAUCAGAGCGCCUCAUCAGAGCGUCUCAUCAGAGCGCCUCAUCAGAGCGCCUCAUCAGAGCGCCUCAUCAGAGCGCCUCAUCAGAGCGCCUCAUCAGAGCGCCUCAUCAGAGCGUCUCAUCAGAGCGUCUCAUCAGAGCGCCUCAUCAGAGCGUCUCAUCAGAGCGUCUCAUCAGAGCGCCUCAUCAGAGCGCCUCAUCAGAGCGCCUCAUCAGAGCGCCUCAUCAUCUCAUCAGAACGUCUCAUCAGAGCGUCUCAUCAGAGCGUCUCAUCAGAGUGUCUCAUCAGAGCGCCUCAUCAGAGCGUCUCAUCAGAGCGUCUCUUCAGAGCGCCUCAUCAGAGCGCCUCAUCAGAGCGCCUCAUCAGAGCGCCUCAUCAGAGCGCCUCAUCAAAGCGCCUCAUCAUCUCAUCAGAGCGUCUCAUCAGAGCGUCUCAUCAGAGCGUCUCAUCAGAGCGCGUCAUUAGAGCGUCUCAUCAGAGCGUCUCAUCAGAGCGCCUCAUCAGAGCGCCUCAUCAGAGUGUCUCAUCAGAGCGCCUCAUCAGAGCGUCUCAUCAGAGCGUCUCAUCAGAGCGCCUCAUCAGAGCGCCUCAUCAGAGCGCCUCAUCAGAGCGCCUCAUCAGAGCGCCUCAUCAAAGCGCCUCAUCAUCUCAUCAGAGCGUCUCAUCAGAGCGCGUCAUCAGAGCGCCUCAGCAUCUCAUCAGAGUGUCUCAUCAGAGCGCCUCAUCAGAGCGCCUCAUCAGAGCGUCUCCGAGUGCGCGCUAA
This is a messenger RNA of Knipowitschia caucasica, 1410 nucleotides long. Lineage: Eukaryota; Metazoa; Chordata; Actinopteri; Gobiiformes; Gobiidae. The record is from the annotation of a GenBank genome assembly.